Temnothorax curvispinosus is the source of this 1969-nucleotide messenger RNA. Its product is annotated as probable cytochrome P450 6a20. Gene Ontology annotation, molecular function: oxidoreductase activity, acting on paired donors, with incorporation or reduction of molecular oxygen; iron ion binding; heme binding. The transcript is spliced from 7 exons. The coding region runs from base 150 to 1658 and encodes 502 amino acids. The record is from RefSeq and is a predicted model, not a curated record. Lineage: Eukaryota; Metazoa; Arthropoda; Insecta; Hymenoptera; Formicidae.
UCGUUGUAUUCGCAUAUUUCCAUUGAACGAGUUCCUUUCUACCAGAGAGAGUCUUUAUUCCCGACAACGGGAUCGCGCGCCGCGUUCGCGAGUGUGUGCGUGAGUGUGUGUGCAGCGAACGCGCGGACGAGCGUAACAAUAUAUUCACUAUGGCAUUUAUCGAAUUAAUCAUCAUUGCCCUGAGCGCUCUAUAUAUUUAUUAUAAGUUUGUCAUCUUCAAUUUUUGGCGAAAAAGAAACGUUUUUUAUAUCGAACCCGUUGUGCCAACUGGAAACAUAACGACAUUAAUAACUGGAAAACAGCAAAUAGGUGUAUUUUUGCAAAAUUUCUAUAUGAAGCAUAAGGAACAUCGAGCUAUAGGAAUAUAUGCAUUUUUUAAACCAUAUUUGAUAAUUGCCGAUCCCGAUCUUAUCCAAGAAGUGUUAAUAAAAAAUUUUUCAAGUUUCCAUGAUCGUGGAAUACAUUUUAAUCCAAAACUUAAUCCAUUAUUUGAAAAUUUAUUUUGUGUAAAUGGAAAGAAAUGGCAAGAUCUGCGCCACAAGAUGUCACCUACUUUUACUCCGGCAAAAAUAAAGAGGAUGUUCCCAAUUGCCAAGGAAUGUAGUGAAAGACUGGCAAAUUAUUUAGAAAGGAAAGCACAGACAAGAGAUUCUGUUGAGAUGAAAGAUAUGUUUGGAAGAUAUACCAUAGACGUAAUAAUGUCAACUGCUUUUGGCAUAUGGUCUAACUCCAUUGAAAAUCCGAAUAAUGAGUAUCUAAUCCAAGGAAAAAAAUUUUUAAGGAUAAAAAUAUUACGAUUUAUCCUGUUUGUGUCCCUGCCAAAAAUUAUGGAUUUCUUUUCCAUAUCCCUCGCGGACCGAGAGACCACCAGCUUUUUUAUGAAUAUGUUUCGAGAAAAUGUGGAACGCAGAAAAAUUAAUAAUAUCGUAACGCAGGACUUUAUGAAUUUGCUCAUUCAACUUAUGGAGAGAGGCUACGUUGAUCCUGACGAUAACAAGAAGAGCGACGUAAAAUCAACCAUAAAUAAGCUUACCAUGGCGGAAGCUACCGCGCAGGCUUUUGCCUUUUUUUUUGCUGGCUUUGAAAGCUCCGCGGCGACAGCAACAUUCGCUCUAUACGAAUUAGCGCAACAUCAAGAUAUACAGGACAGAGUUCGCGAGGAAAUUGACGACAUGUUGGCAAAACAUGGUGAUCUCACCUACGAGGCUAUUAAUGAGAUGAAGUAUCUUAAAAAAGUAAUAAAUGAGACUCUGAGAAAAUACCCCCCACUUCCAAUGUUGAACCGCAUCUGCACUGAAACUAUAGACUUACCGAUGUUAAACACCCGUGUCCCCAAAGGGACUCCAAUAAUUAUACCGGUGCUUGGGCUGCACCGAGAUCCGACAAUAUACCCGGAUCCGGACAAUUUUGAUCCAGAACGAUUUAAUAAAAUCGAGACAGCAAGAAGGCAUCCUUGUGCUUAUUUGCCAUUUGGAGAAGGGCGUCGUAUGUGCAUUGGAAGGCGAUCUGGAGAAUUAGUCAUAAAAAUUGGACUCGCGAGUCUUCUCUCAAGAUAUAAAUUUAAACCUCAUCCCCGGACAGCGACAAUCGUUUACAAUGAGAAAUCAUUUGGUCUCGCUAUAAAAGGUGGUGUUCACCUUAUUAUCGAGCAACGAUAAAGGAAAAUAUAUAUUUGCCGUUUUUUGUAUUUUUUUCGUAUUUCUAAUGUAAGUUUUAAUAUAAUUUAUUUAACAAAACUCAUUCUUUGGAAUGAAAGUUUUCUUAGAAAUAGAGUUCCGGUUUAUUUUUUAAUAACAGUCAUAAAGUUGUAUUUGAUUUAUAUGUGUAAUUAUUAUAUACGAUAUAUAUAGGUAUGCGUAACGUAACAGUAAUCAAUUAAAAAAUGAACUUAUACUUUUAUAGUACGUAAAACGGAGUAUUCGGAAUUGCGAAAUUUAUGCAUUUAAUUGAUAAUUAUUAAAAAAAUCUA